CUCAAUCGACUACUUUUCCUUCCAGAGGGUGUCAAAAUUGUGUGGCAGACUGUAGCAGUUGAUUCGCAGACAGAUUCUUCUCCGGGUUUUGGAUUUCCUGAUCACUCAGAUGAGAGGGGGAGAUCGGCGUCUUGCUAAACCUUUGCGUCAGUCUCGACUAGUUUUGUUGACACAGUAAACAGCAUCAGUCGACUUUCAAAAAGGGCCCAGUACAAACGCAUUCGACUGCAAACCAAGACGCUGUGUCUUUCUUCGACAAAACGGAGGAAGCUGCUAGCGUUUUAGCUAUAUUUACGUCAGUUAGCUAACCAGCUAAGCUCUGUCACUUGCCUGAAAUGUCUGCUUCUCCAGCUGCGCAGUCAUCCAGCUUGGCUGGCCCCGGUUCGGGGAUGUCAAUGUUCCGUUGGUUGGAGGUGCUCGAAAAGGAGUUUGAUAAAGCAUUCGUGGAUAUUGACCUGCUGUUGGGGGAAAUUGACCCAGACCAAGCAGAUAUCACGUAUGAAGGCCGCCAGAAGAUGACGAGUCUCAGCUCAUGUUUUGCUCAGCUAUGCCACAAAGCUCAAACCAUUUUCCAACUCAACCACAAACUUGAGGCCCAGCUGGUGGACCUCAAGUCGGAGCUGGCGGAGGUGCAGGGUGAGAAGUCGGUGGUGGAGAGGGAGGUGCACGACCAGCUGCUCCAGCUCCACGCCCUGCAGCUCCAGCUGAACGCCAAGGCCGGCCAGACCGAGGACUCUGAAGACAUCAAGGACCGCAUGCCUGUCCCCCCCGUGGAGCAGAUGGAGAGGGAGCUGGAGGCUAACAAGCGUGAGAAGCUGCGUGAGGCCAAGCUGGAGUCGGAGGUGAAGAUGCAGAAGAAGGAGAAUGAGGCUCUGAGGCGCCACAUCGCCGUGCUGCAGGCUGAGGUGUACGGGGCGCGCCUGGCCGCCAAGUACCUCGACAAGGAGCUCGCCGGCAGGGUGCAGCAGAUCCAGCUGCUGGGCAGAGACAUGAAGGGGCCGGCGCACGACAAGCUGUGGAACCAGCUGGAGGCCGAGAUCCACCUGCACCGCCACAAGACAGUCAUCCGCGCCUGCAGGGGGCGCAACGACCCUAAGAAGCCGCUCGCCUCGCCCGUAGGACACGAACAUGAUUCGCUGAAGAAGACCCAGGGCGUUGGUCCCAUCCGCAAAGUCGUCUUGGCCAAAGAAGACCACGAAGGUCUCGGCAUAUCCAUCACGGGGGGUAAAGAGCAUGGCGUGCCCAUCCUGAUUUCGGAGAUCCACCCUGCCCAGCCUGCCGAGCGCUGCGGUGGGCUGCACGUGGGGGACGCCAUCCUGGCUGUCAACAGCAUCAACCUCAGAGACGCCAAACACAAGGAGGCCGUCACCAUACUCUCACAGCAGAGAGGGGAGAUAGAGUUUGAGGUGGUGUAUGUGGCGCCGGAGGUGGACUCUGAUGACGAGAACGUGGAGUACGAGGACGAGAGCGGCCACCGCUACCGCCUCUACCUGGACGAGCUGGAGGAGACCGGAGCACGCAGCAACAACAACAACAACACAGCUGCUCACAACCCCUCUCUACAAGCUGCCCUGGAGAAGAUGUCAGUGAGCGAUGGCGGGGCCGAGAAUGGAGACACGGGCAUCUCGAGCGAAACGCCCUCUGACGAGACCCCCUCCAAAGCAGCCGAGUCGUCAGAGAACUCCUCGUAAAGGCUUGGAGGAGAGCAUGAACGGGAAGAAGAAAAGUAGGAGGAGAAAAAGGGGGAGGAGGAGGAGGAGGAUGAGGAGAAGGGUUUGGGUGGGAGGUGACCGGUGAUGGAUGACCUCGGGGGUUUGGGAGAGAUUUUAAACAGGACACCCCCCUCCCCCUGCAAGACUCUGUACAUGUGUGAUAUAUACAGUAUAUUUAGUCAGUGUUUGUUUCUGUGUCACUACAAGGAGAAGACGUGGCUGCGUCAAAGUUCACUGGAGGGAGGAGACCCAUGUGAUGGGGAUGAGUGGGAUGGGAAAUUGUUUGUGUGGGGGUGGGGUGGGUAUUGCAGAAGCCUUGACCAGUGAGCUCCAGAGUUGGAGACGCUGAGGAACACUCAAGCUGAUGAAAGGAAAAACUCGCACGGAUCGUCUGCUUCAAUUGUUUUUUCUCUCCCCUGUAGAAGUUUAUCCCUUUUGCCUUUUUGGAUGCGUCAUAGCAUUUCUAUAAGAGGGUAUGUCCAUCCGUCCGUCGAUCUGUCGGUCUCUCUGUCUGUUGGUCGGUUCGUCUGAAACGCAUUCUCUAAAUUGUAAUUCCCUCCUGUGUCCACAAGGCGGCAGUGCAUAGACGGAUGCAUCUUUGUCCGACUGUCAGACUUGUUGAACGGAGAGGGAGCCUCAUAGGACGUGUAUCUUUCUAUAUGGAGUGAAGGAGACAAAGACGAACAACAAACCUGUGCACCCGUUUGAGAAGAUGCCAUAGACUCUUAUUUUAUAUUUCUGUCUGAUCCAACAAGUUAACCCUUUUUGCCUGAUCUGUUGUGGCCCAAACGGUCAGUGUUGUGAAGGAAAUGCACAACGUUUUUACUUAUAAUGUGUACAGCUGCAGUAGUUACUGAUCUAUGUUAAUGUUAAUAUAGAUGAGAGUGGUGAAAGAGAGUUGUCAGUCCCUGCAGAGGAAAAGAAAAAAAAUGGCAGCAUCUUUGCUUCACAACACGGAUAACUUCACUGAGUAGUUGGUAUGCUGAUCAGUUGAGUCAGAGAGGUGUUUGGAUGAUUUUUUUUUUAAUUUACCUUGUGAAUUUCAGGUUGGGGCCUUUUACCCCCAGUAUACAAUCUGGUCUCCGCAGGUCUAAGUUUGGAGUAGUACUAGUGUGAAGCAAGGAAGGGCAGCAUAGUAUAAGGAUGUAACCUUUGCUCUCUCUCUCUCUCUCUCUCUCUCUCUCUCUCUCUCUCUCUCUCUCUCUCUCUCUCUCUGUCUCUGUCUCUCUCUCUGUCUGUCUGUCUGUCUGUCUGUCUGUCUGUCUCUCUCUCUCUCUCUUAGUUCUCUUACUGGCUUACUAAACAGGAGAGAUGGGCAGUUGUGAAUUAAAUGUGCAGUAUUUUUUUAAUGGUUUCAUAUUUUAUGUUCUAACAUAGUCUUAACUAUCUGAAGACGUUGAAACAUAUUACCAGUGUCAUGGAGUCUGCCGUUCUAAUGGCUUGCUGAAGUGUAUCAGCAUUGGGAUGACAACAGUGCAAUGCAGUCAUGAAGCAUUGAUAUACAGUAUAGGACCAUAUGUCAUUUGGUUUUACGGUGAUAUAAAGUCUGAUUUGCAAGCCAAAUGAACACAGAGCUGUUGUGAUUAGCCAAGCUGGUGCACGGCAGGUUGGCUCCCCUGCUCACCCCCCUACUAUCCUCAACCCAGUGGCAGAGUCAUAGGGAGGGCGAGCAGGGCAUUUGCCCCUGGGCCCAGGGCACUCUUGUAUUGGUGGUGGCUGGGGGGCCUAUUGGGACCUUGGCUGGCUGUGUGGGGGGCCCUAUAAGUGUUUUGCCCUGGGGCCCUGUGUGCAAUUGCUCCGCCAAUGCCUCAACCCGAAAUGCAUAAGCUUCACAGCUGCAGAUGACGUGGAGCAGAGAAGAGAAGAGAAGCCGUCAUGUAAAAUUGAUAAUGAUUCCUAUGAAGGAGGCAGAGCGCAUGGCGCCCUUCAAAUGAAAUAUUUAGGGAGGGAUGGAUGACACAGCGGCUCUGCCGACUUAACGCCUCUUGUUGGGCUCCAACCACCAGGACCCAAUAUGAAAAGUGCAAUAUGUGUUUGUUUUUUGUUGUCGUUUUUUUUUUUCCCUCAUCUUCCAGUCUCUGUUGAAGGAGAAUUCCUAGAAAGUGCUCCUUUGAUUGUCGAGUUUUGUUUGUUUGGUUGGUUGGUCGUUUUUUCAUCUUGGGCUUUGUCUAGCCAGCUUUGGUUUCUUGGUGAGAAUGGAUAGAGAUGUUAUCGCUUUCACAUUUUCCCUUAGAACUGAGGUGUUUGGUCAUAUACGUUGUUCUCAGUGGUGGGCACCCUGGAUUCAGAGACUACAAUACUGCCCUACAAAGGCUGAGUGCCAUAACUACGCCAACAUUGAAACGGAGGAAAAUGCCUUCAAAGCCUUGAUAUUGGGUUGGAUAUUGUAGUUACUGCAAAUUUGACAUAGCAAUAUCUCUAAAAGUGGACACAUUUGGACCACGAAGGCUUUGUCACAAGAUAAAAGAGGUCUUGUGUUUUCAUUGUCAUUUAUGUUUUCAUUUUCAGUCCAAUCACAGUUUUUGACAAAAUAUGUAGUUACUGCACUUUGCCUUUGUAGGGCAGAAUACAGUGCCAUAUAUUCUAAAGGACCUAUUACCUGUCCAGAUGCCCUAAUUUAACAUCUACAUCCAGGUCAUUCAGAAUACGUGGCCCUGAAUUGUAUCGUCUUAAUCCAUUUUGCCCACUAUGAUGGUUCUUUAGCAAGAGUCCAAAGAAGACUGAAAGAGGAGUGUGUUGGUUUGCAUUGUGUUGUUCUGAUUGGUUGCCUUAAGAGUAUAGUAGCGGCAUGGUGCCGCUCAGAAUGCUGGCUGGGACGUGGCCUAUAACGAGAGGAACGCCGGCCGGCCGCAUUAAUAUUUGAGUGUUUCAGUAGCGAAGGGGAAGAGCAAUAACAAAUGCAGAAAGGUCAACUUAACGUCUGCAUGUACAGUACGCAGUCCCAACCGACUUCAGAUUUAAGGUGUUCCUAACUUCAUAUAGAGUCAUUGAAUGACAACCCAGCCUGUACGCUAAUGCAUCAUUUUGUUGCAAACCAUGUUGCAGACCCAAGAAACCCAUGUGAAGCUGUGUGUGUGUGUGCGUGCGUGUGUACAUGCAUGUUUUUUCAAUGUUGUGAGUCUGAUUGGCACUUCAGCCAUGUUACUGAGUGAGAGAGGGAUGCCGUGGGACUGGAGGAGGAGGUUCGAAUCGUGGGGGUUUUGACAAUCUACAGCCUCUGAGCUUCUCUGAUGCUGCUCAUCAGUCAGAGGCUUAAGGGGAUGGAAAUGAGUAAUGGGUGAUGAUGGGGUUAUGAGGGUGUUAAUGUUUGUGCUGUAACUAUAUGGAGUGUGAAGAUGAGGAGGAUG
Engraulis encrasicolus (European anchovy) is the source of this 5059-nucleotide messenger RNA. It is a transcript of the gene gopc, whose product is annotated as golgi-associated PDZ and coiled-coil motif containing. Gene Ontology annotation, biological process: negative regulation of protein localization to cell surface. The record is from RefSeq and is a predicted model, not a curated record. The coding region runs from base 336 to 1691 and encodes 451 amino acids. The transcript has 10 exons. Gene Ontology annotation, molecular function: transmembrane transporter binding. Gene Ontology annotation, cellular component: Golgi apparatus; trans-Golgi network transport vesicle; membrane. NCBI's taxonomy places the organism in Eukaryota, Metazoa, Chordata, Actinopteri, Clupeiformes, Engraulidae.